AAUGCAUUGAAAUGACAACAAAUCAAUGUUUUUUGAUCGCAAGUAAAGUUUAUUAUAGUUUACGUAACAGUUAUUUACAAUUUAGACAUUUUGUGCGAAAUUAAAAUUAAAAGUGAAUUAAAUUUUAUAUAUUUAGCAAUCGAUUGAGUGUUUGAGUGAAAGUUUGGGUCACUUUUAUUGGACGGCAAAGUAAUCGUUGGUUUGCAUUGAAUUGAAAACACGUGGCAUUGAAUCGCUUGGAAAUGAGUGGAGACGACAAAUCAAACCACAAUUUGAGUCAAUUGUUCAGUGAUUUGUCGCGAUUGGAACAGUUGGCCGACUUCGACAAAGCACUUCAGGUCACCCACAAAAUAUUAAAUGAAGACAAACAGAACCAGAAGGCGAUUGAGUGUCAGAUUGUGUGUCAAAUCCAAUUGGGUUUGUUUGAGGACGCGAUCACUCGAUUGGAUCAAUUGAAGCAAAGCGAUCCUGACUUAGCACAACAACUGAAGUACGAAAGGGCUUAUUGUGAAUAUCGGCUCAAUUAUGUGGAGGAAGCCAUCGAUACAUUGGAUUCACUUAAAGAACCGGACUUUCGUGUCAAAGAACUGCGCGCUCAAGCGUUAUACCGAUUGGAAAGAUUUGAUGAAUGUUUUGAUCAAUACUUGGAUUUAAUUAAGAAUUCUGAUGACGACUACGAAGACGAACGACAGACCAAUUUGGCUGCAGUUGUGGCCAGUCUUAGCAUUAAUUGCAAACAGGAAUCCAUUAAAUCCAAACAUCCGAUUGAAGAACAGACAUACGAACUGAUUUACAACAAGGCUUGCGCUCUAUUAGGCGCCGGUCUUUUCGACGAAGCACUUCAAAAGCUCAAUACCGCCGAAGACAUGUGUCGGAAGACGUUAGAAGAGGACGGCGCCACUGAGGAGGAGAUCGAGUCAGAGCUCGCCAUCAUUAGGACUCAAAUCGCAUAUUGUUAUCAAUUGCAGAAGAAGGACGACACGGCUCUUCGCAUGUAUAAUCAAGUCCUUAAACAAAAACCCAGCGAUACCGCUUUGUUGGCCGUUGUGUCCAAUAAUGUCGUCUCCAUUAAUAAAGACCAGAAUGUCUUUGACUCGAAGAAAAAGAUGAAAACCGCUUUGAGUGAAGCCUUGGAGUCGAAACUGUUUUUACUUCAGCGCCAGACUAUUCUCUUUAAUAACUGUCUUCUUCUGCUUCACACCAAUCAAAGCGAUUCCUUUCGGAAACAAAUGGAAGAAAUAAAGAAGAAAUUUCCGCAACAGAUAUCAGAAGCGGUUCUCUUAGAAGCAGCCCUUCUGUGCAAAGAGAAGAAAGUGUUGGAUGCCAUCAAUUUCCUCAAACAAUCCAUUAAAGGCAACAAAAAUCUAUUGCUUGAAGUGCCGUUAGUUUUGGCACAACUUCUCAUUAAAAACGGAGACAUUAGUGACGCGUGUCAUGUGUUGCGGUCUUUGGGAGACGAGACCUAUAAAACUGGAAUCAUUUCCACUUUAAUCUCAUUGUAUCUCCAUUUGGAUGACAAAAAGUCCGCCACUUCUCUGCUCACCGAAGCUGUCAAUUGGUAUGAGAAGAAUAUGCCCGAAAGUCCACAAUUGUAUGCUCUGUAUCGAGAAAACGCUCGAUUCUUAAUGGACACCAAUCAACCCGAAGCGGCCGUCAAACUGUUGGAGAGAUUGCGCAAAAAGAAUCCUAAAAAUCACAACAUUUUAUCGCUUCUGAUUAGCGCUUAUUCCCAAUUCAAUCCCCAAAAGGCCAAUGAGAUCAGUAAAGAUCUGCCACCGAUUGAGAGCAUUAUCGAAGAGAUAGAUGUGGAACAGUUGGAGACCAGCAACUGGUCGUUAGGCGCCAAAUACGUGAAGAAGACGACCAAAACCGAGACACCGAAUGUCAAUCCGAACGCAACGACUGAUAAGAAAAAGAAGAAGAAGAAAAAGACAAAACUGCCGAAGAAUUACGACCCGAAAGUAGAACCCGAUCCCGAGAGAUGGCUCCCGAAGUAUGAGAGGUCCACAUAUAAGAAGAAGAAGGAUAAACGCGGACAACAAAGUGUGGGCAAAGGAACGCAGGGAGCCGUCGGAGAACUGUAUGUCUCGAUUGAUAGCAUUGAUUUGACGACUCCGAAGGCGUCGACCGCAGCGGUGAGCUCUCCUCAGGGGCCGCGACAACAGAGACCCACUCAGAAGAAGAAGAAGAAAACACAAAGAAGAUAA
Messenger RNA from Medioppia subpectinata, 2207 nucleotides. The record is from the annotation of a GenBank genome assembly. NCBI's taxonomy places the organism in Eukaryota, Metazoa, Arthropoda, Arachnida, Sarcoptiformes, Oppiidae.